Molecule: messenger RNA, 958 nt
Organism: [Candida] anglica
Lineage: Eukaryota; Fungi; Ascomycota; Pichiomycetes; Serinales; Debaryomycetaceae
Source: the annotation of a GenBank genome assembly
GAGAGAGGAAAGAAGAGAGGAAAAACCCAACACCUUUAUUAUCAAUCAUAAUAUUCCUCAAUACACAUUAUAAAGAUGGUCACUCUUAACUCAAACCCUGAGAUUCUCUUGCGUAAGCGUAAGAAUGUUGAAAGAAAAAGAAUCGAAAAGCAAGAAGCUGCCAGAGCCAGAGCAGCUGAACAUAAAAAGCGAAAUCUUCUCAGAUCUAAGAAGUUCAUUCGUGCUGAAACCUUAGUAUCCAACCAUAAGUCUGCUGAGCUUGAAGCCAAGAGAGUCAAACAUAUCACAAAGCAUGAACAAAUGAAGCAAGAACAAGGUAUCAGUGCCAAGCACUCUGACGAAGAAACCGACCCUCGUCUUCUUUUCAUCAUUCGUGUUCCUGACCACACUAAAGGUCUUAAAAUUCCUUCAAAAUCCAAGAAAAUCCUUGCCCUUUUACGUUUAAACAAGCCAAACACUGGUGUUUUCGUAAAGGCUACCCGUGCCACUAUUCCUCUUUUGAAAUUGAUUUCUCCUUAUGUACUUGCUGGUAAGCCAUCUUUAAGUUCUGUACGUAGACUUUUCCAAAAGAGAGCUUGCAUUUCCGCAUUAGACGAAGAAGAUCAAUCCCCUAAGAUUGUCAAGCUUGACAGUAACGCUGCCGUUGAAGAUAAAUUUGGUGACGACUUGGGUCUUAUUUGUAUUGAAGACUUGGUACAUGAAAUCAUUACUAUGGGUGAAAACUUCAAGACUGUCAGUUAUUGGGUGAUGCCAUUCAAGCUUAACACUCCAGUCAGUGGUUGGGGUCCACAAGCUAAAUUGGCCAAGUUACAAUAUGCUGAAGAACAUCAAAGAAAGGUCUCAUUGGCUGGUGAUGCCAAGUUGACCGAGAUAGAUAUCGACAGUGUCAUUGAUGAACAAAAUUAGAAAGGGGGAGGUGUCCUAGCAUGAAGUAGAUAUAUAUUAUAUACAAUUACCA